Molecule: messenger RNA, 993 nt
Organism: Aureobasidium vineae
Lineage: Eukaryota; Fungi; Ascomycota; Dothideomycetes; Dothideales; Saccotheciaceae
Source: the annotation of a GenBank genome assembly
AUGUUUUACGUCUUGUCUCUUGUCUUCCUCAAACUCUCGCUCGCCUUUUUCUACGUUCGAAUCGUCAUCCAGAGAUGGCAAAAAGUUGUCAUCUACAUCACUGUCGCAACGAUGACUAUGUACGGCCUUACAUACGCCUUCACCUACCUGUUUCGAUGCGGAGCGGACAUCAACCAUCAACUUAUUCACCGAGCAGAAGGCAGAUGCAUACCAGAUCACACGUUAUUGAUCAUGACAUACAUCUUCGGAAGUGUGGACACAUUUACAGAUUUCGUUUACGCGUUGCUUCCCAUUUACGUCUUGUGGAACUCGAACAUGCCGUUAGGGAUGAAGUUUACAGCCGGUUUCUUGCUCUGCAUUGGAUCCGUCAGCUCCGUCUGUGCCUUGGUCCGCGUCGCCACUCUCUCGAAUCUGACAUCGGUGGAGAAAUUCUUCAAGCAAGCGGUAGAGACUGGCCUUUGGAGUGUCAUUGAACCUGGUCUUGCCAUUGUAGCCACAUCACUGGCGGCAUGCAGGCCACUAUGGAGGAAAUUCUUCGAGGACACGAGCACGGGGUCCUUCAUCAAGAAUACCUUUAUGUUCAAGUGGUCGGGGUCCAGGAAGAGUGGCGCUUCGUCAGACAGCAGUGGCUCCAUCGACAAGCCUGUGACAAUCGGACGAGCCCAAGGACGAGCCAAUGGAUUCGGAUUCGUCGAGCGCUCUGAAGGAAACAAGGGCUUCAAGAAGUUCAAUGACGACGAGUAUGGCGUUUCCAUGGCCACUGUCGCGGUUGGAGACGACGGAGACCCAACUGAGAUGCAAGAUCUCGGCAGACUGGAAGCGCAAACUGAUUACCGGGAAGAUGAUGAUGAAAAUGACAGGAGAUCUUUGGUGAGGACGUCGAUGCCGCCGUCUCAAAGCAGGUCGAACAGUGCGCAUCGGCAGAGCAAGUCGAAGAUAUUCAAGACGAGAGAUGUGCGAGUGGAUAUCUCGAGCACGCCUCCUCCGCCUUGA